AGAAAUCAACUACAGUAUACAUCAUGGUAUACUUAUCGGAACUGAAUUUACUUUACAAGAUAUUGUUGGUUUAGCUUAUCUUGUUGAAUGUACACAUAAUGCCUCUUCUUUAGCAGAAACUAUACCUUAUGACAUUCAACGCCACAUUAAAUUGUUUGUCAACUACGUCAAAGAUAUUGUGUCAAUCCCAACUUAUUAAUUAUAAUAAAUCAGUUUACAGACUCUGCACAUUCAGGCAACUCUCUACUAUAACAGUUUCUGGGUCUCUGUCUCUACUCUUGACACACACGCACCGUCCCCGAGCUUGGUACUCUCGACACGCGGCCUUCAGCCCGUAGCACCCCACUGGACACACGCUGGCUUCUCAGCCGCCACGGUCCACGAACCCGGUGCUCUUCACACACAGCCGAUCCUCUUCUCGCUCAGCGCCACACCACCGCUAGAUGACUCACACUCUCUUCACUCAAUCCUCAAUCUUCCACUAGAGACAUAUUCGCCGGCUCAUUUUCCGAAGGUUACAUACCAGGAAAUCUGGAAGGUUAAUCUUCUAGCAAUUUCUUUCUACCGGCUUCUGGAACAGUCCGCGGCGGCCACACCUACAGUAUGCGUCCGCUAGCCAGGGAAGAAGGCAAGCCCCUCCCCACCAGUGCGAUUACGUCACAAAACAAAUCCAGGAGCUUGAUGCGAGAUCAGCCAGUCUCUCAGUUCAGCGCAGAUUAGACAUGAAACGAAUACAUUAGACUAAUUUCUACUGUCAGUUGUAUGCAUCUGAUGAAUACUAGAACAAGGACGGAACAACAUUACAUGCACCAAACUAUACAGAAUAGUCUACAGGCGUCCCGGUGAGGAACUGUAUCGGUGCAUGAUGGAGAAAACGACAAUAUGGCGGAUGUUCUUCGCUGUCUUAUUCUUGCAUCUCUCAGCAUCGGAUCUUGGUCCUGAUAUUUGCAAACGCUCAUCCAGAACUGUCGACUGUCGGAACGCAUCGCUUACGAAGAUAACACUUAACCUUGGCGAAGACACGGAGGUCCUGAAUCUGUCUUUUAAUCAGAUUCGAAUCCUCCAUAAUGAAUUCUUCCCUGAUGUGAAUGUGAAUCUCUUAAUGUCGAUAUAUUUGAAUGACAAUGUUAUAAUAGAUUUGGAACCAGAAGUUUUUAAACCACUGGAAGCUUUGAGACAUUUGCAUCUACAAAAUAACCUUAUAAAGAGUCUCCAUCCAAGCAUCUUCCAAACCAAUACAAACCUAACGACGUUAGACAUUAGUGGAAAUCAACUAAUGGAAAUCAAUUCUAACAUAUUUGAAAAGAAUUAUGUUCUAUCAUGGGUAGACAUGACAAGAAAUAAGUUGAGUGUUUCAUACGUCCACCCUGCAAUUUUUAGUUCUUCCCUUAACACCGUCGACAUAGAUAUUUGUAAAAAACCAACAUAUUUUAUAAAUUCUUUUGAGAAUGUACCAUAUCUUAAACAACUUAAGUUAAAAGAAAGUGAAGUGUUUACUGUGAAAAACUUGACCUCACAUCAAAAUAUAAAACAUGAAGAACUAUACUCAGAGAAUAACGCGAUCUCUAAGUUGAUUAAGUUUGGUUUUGCGGAGCAUAAUAUGUUAAGGUAUGACGGAAUAGAGAAAGUAGUAUUUCUUCCAGAAAAUUCUUCUCUUGUGUGCUUCUGCCCUCGUCUCUCAGCUUGGUUUUGGUGUUACGAGGAGACAUUUUCGUGUGAAAACAGAACGGCUGACGUAUAUUCACUUCUGAAGUGCAGUGGGACGUCAGAAAUAUUCUUUCACACAUCUUCACCUUUACCACGAACACAAUCAACAUCAACAACACCAUCGUCAUUACCAGUAAAUUAUACAGAAGCAGCCGCAAUUUAUGAUGACAAAACGAAUGUGCAAGACAGUGAAAAUAUUUCUGGCGCAAGUUCGAGACCACCUAAUGAGAACAGCCAUGACACACAUACAGUAUUAUACAUUUGCACAUUCGUAGUCAGCUUAAUUGUUGCUGUUGUAGCGGUGACAGUGUGUUAUAUACUUAAAAAGAGACGAGAACGAAAUAUGGCAGAGGGACAUGUUCAGUAUUCAAAUAUUUCAAUGAACACCUCAACGUCAAAUACUUGUAGGUCUGAAUUACAACCAAUACAUUACCUUUCUUCUGAUGUCACAGAUUUGAAAAAUUUUCCCGAACGUAUAUACGGCAAGAUUAAGAAGUAGUCUCAUACGAAAGGCACAUCAACCACGCAUACAUAAUUUGUUUCAGAAAAUGCCAUUUAGUACUGCAAAAGUAACUGGUGUUAAUAAAUGGCAUAGACAAAGUAUGUCGGUGUUGUUCAGAUAUUCGUUACAUGUAACGCCACCUAGUAAUGCAACAGGAAUUGUAACUGCUAGCAGAUAUCCAUGGCCUAGUGAAGCCGCAGAGAUAACGCUGUAUUGACAGACAAUGUAAUGCCAUCUACCUGUAUUCACUAAUAACUAAUGAUAACACAUACUUUUAAACUGUAGUGAAAUGUUAAAGUAAUUCCGCAGAAUAAAUUACAAACGCACUAAAUCUGAGUUUGUGGGUUGUUCGACGAGGUUAUGACAACUGCUGACAAUGUCUGGAAAUAUCAACGCAAAAUAUUACAAUUCAUUCCCUCACACCUAACAAAUCAUUCAGAUUUAUUUCAAUAUAAGAACAAUCACUAAUUGUUUCAGAAAUUGAACAAAAAAGCAUUUUACCAUCUGUCCGCCGUUAUUUGCAAAAACCUUAUUUACUGUGUAAAACAAAAUCUGCAAAAAUUAACACCAGUAAGCGCCUCGAACACAAUUCGAGAUUCCAGUAAUGUUUGUUUGAUGACAUUUUACACAAUGCCUCGUCUUUUAACUUUAAAUAGAUCGAUUAUAUGUACGUAUCAAACAUAUUCAAAAGAAAAUGUAUUUCAUCCAAAAUUUUUCGAAUAUUUCAACAUUCAAUUUGUUGGUAUCCAUUACGCAGUUUCGGGAAUGAAACAUUCGACUGAAAAGAUCUAUAAGACCUCUCAAUUAUGUGUUAAUUUCAUGCAUUUUAUUCUAACAACACCCAAAAUAUAUACCCAUCUACACACAUAUUCUAUUAAUUGUGUAAAUUUUUAAUGA
Zootermopsis nevadensis is the source of this 3106-nucleotide messenger RNA. RefSeq lists its product as uncharacterized. The record is from RefSeq and is a predicted model, not a curated record. Gene Ontology annotation, molecular function: protein binding. Lineage: Eukaryota; Metazoa; Arthropoda; Insecta; Blattodea; Termopsidae.